This is a messenger RNA of Paraglomus brasilianum, 546 nucleotides long. The record is from the annotation of a GenBank genome assembly. Lineage: Eukaryota; Fungi; Glomeromycota; Glomeromycetes; Paraglomerales; Paraglomeraceae.
AUGAGAAGCAAGAUAUUAAUUAGCACAUCUUUAAGAAACUAUUUCUGUGCAUCACUUUCAUCUUUACCAUCAAUACCCAGUUUGAAAGGCUACUUAACUCAACCAUUUGAUAAUAAGAUACCAAUUGAAAGUCAUCGUUAUAAGGAAUGGAAACAAGAGAUUGGUGAUAUGGUGGAUGAGCAUUCAUUAAUGGUGAUGUUGCAAGAGUUACUGGGGUUACCAUUUUCAUUGGAGAUUGAUCGCAAUGUUGCAGACCCAUCUGGUGCAACUAUAAAAUGUUCUCGACCUGAUGUAGUAGUCUGGAUUAAUGGAACUUUAGUGUUUAAGGCAGAAGAAAAGAACAAUCGAUCAGAACAUAAUGUUGCUGUAAAUGAACUUUCAGACAAGAUGGAACAGUGGAAUUAUGCACAGUAUGGUCAAGUACCAUAUAUUCUCUCAUAUGCAGGAGCACAAAAUUUCUUCCAGUUUUUUGCUAUCACUCCAAACCAUGGGAAGUCUGAAAUUUCACUGACUUAUGACUUGAAUACAUACAUAGGAGAAUAUAUG